Molecule: messenger RNA, 2854 nt
Organism: Planococcus citri (citrus mealybug)
Lineage: Eukaryota; Metazoa; Arthropoda; Insecta; Hemiptera; Pseudococcidae
Gene: pnut
Product: septin 7-like protein pnut
Exons: 12
Coding region: 694-2541 (615 amino acids)
Biological process (GO): cytoskeleton-dependent cytokinesis; cilium assembly; intracellular protein localization
Cellular component (GO): septin ring; microtubule cytoskeleton; cell division site
Molecular function (GO): GTP binding; molecular adaptor activity; GTPase activity
Source: RefSeq, a predicted model, not a curated record
UUCUCACUUCUCAGUGUUGUAUCUAACCGUUCGCCGGUCGGAUGUGUUGUGUCGUUGAUUGGGCCGGAUUUCGUUCUCAUAUUCGUUUCUUACGUCGUAUUAAAAUUGUUUAAUUAUUGAUUUUUAUUAUCGACUCGCGAUAAUACAUAUACGCUUAUAUGUAGUAUCAGUACGUAGCUUAGCUUCGUAUGGUUACCAUUCAACCGGUUUGUGUGCUCUCUUAAGUGCUAUUCGUUAUAUUUCCAAAUAAUAUGUGUAUUGUUCGAAGUAACAUACUAGUUCGUAUGGUAUUUGUUGUGCCGAUGUGAUGUUAUUGUUGUGAUUAAGUUAGCGGCUUUUGUAUGAUAGACCUUUUAAAGCGUCCUAGCGCGGUUGAAGGUUUUUAUACACAAUUAUCACUUGUUCAGUUCACUUCGAAGUGUAUUGUCGUAUUGUCAAGUGUGCCAAUUUAUUCGAAAUUUUGGUAGAAAUGGUGGCUUUGUAAAAGUAGUUUACAAGUUCGCGAUCAUGAUGAUGAUGUUGUUCGUGAUGAAGAUGAUGACGACGAUGAUGAUGUAACAACUACGCGAAUAAAUACCUGCAAUUGACUGGUCAUAGUUUUGUUAUCGAAGUAUAUCGAAAUAUUAUACUCACCAAAGUUUAUUAUCAGUUCGUAAUCUGGAUUUCUGGAACGAAGGGAUUGAGCAUUUAAAAAUGAAUAACAUGACGUCUACGAAUGGGACAAACGGCGUUCCACCUACGUCGACGAAACCUGUGCCUUAUCAGAAACCGGUACCACCGCCCACGUUGCCCAAAACGUACACUCCGAGUGCGGCGGCCACAUAUCGUUUGGCCAGUCUGGAAAGAUUGACUGCCAACAGGCAAAGGAUGUUGGAUCAGCAGCUGAAUUCGUCUCUGGCUGCUGCAAACGGUGUCACCGAAUCGCAGCCACCUCCUCCGCCGAUACAAUCCAAAAGGGAAUUGUUUUUUAAAAAUGAAUUGCCAUCGUCGACACCUUCAUCAACGACCACUCCGGUGACGACAAACUCAAAUUCGACGACAACGCCAACCAAGCCGGAUAUCUUAAAUGGAAAUGCUUCCAUAAUUACCAAUAACUCGACCUCGCAACCAGCUACCUCAACUCCGAGUAUAUAUAAUAAAGAAAAUUACGCCAAAAAACCAGAAAGAAAUGGUCCAGAUGUUUUAGACAUGAAAGAACGCAUCAACAAAGUGGAUAAAGAAAAAACAACCGUGCCACGAAUUACCAAAGAAUUAGAUGGUUACGUUGGUUUCGCCAAUUUUCCAAAUCAAGUUUAUAGAAAAGCGAUCAAGAAAGGAUUCGAGUUCACGCUGAUGGUAGUCGGCGAAUCGGGUUUAGGAAAAUCUACUCUGAUAAAUUCGUUGUUCCUAUCGGAUGUUUAUAGUGCGGAGUACCUUGGUCCAUCGCAUAGGAUUAAGAAAACUGUACAAGUUGAAACUAGCAGAUGUUUAUUGAAAGAAAACGGCGUUAAUUUAGUAUUAACGAUCGUCGAUACGCCAGGUUUCGGAGACGCGGUCGAUAAUUCGAAUUGCUGGCAGCCGAUCAUCGAUUACAUCGAGUCGAGAUCGGAAGAAUACCUUAAUGCCGAAAGUAGAGUAAACAGAAAACCAAUUUCCGAUACCAGAGUUCAUUGUUGUUUGUAUUUCAUCGCUCCAUCUGGUCAUGGACUUAAACCUCUGGACGUAGAAUUCAUGCAAAGACUGCACGAUAAAGUGAAUAUUAUACCGAUUAUUGCCAAAGCCGAUACCAUGAUUCCGGAAGAAAUCGCCUAUUUUAAGAAACAGAUUUUAAGUGAAAUCGCUCAGCACAAAAUUAAAAUUUACGACUUCCCCGAAUGUAUCAACGAAGAAGAUUUAAAAUUACACAAAAAUCUACGAGAUAGGGUUCCUUUCGCUGUCGUUGGCUCGAAUACGGUGCUAGAAGUGGACGGUAAAAAAGUACGAGGCAGAAAGUAUCCGUGGGGAGUUGCUCAAGUCGAAAAUCUAGAACACUGCGAUUUCAUUGCACUACGAGACAUGAUGAUCAGAACGCAUUUACAAGAUUUAAAAGAUGUCACUAACAAUAUCUUAUACGAAAAUUACAGAUGUCGCAAAUUAGGCGGCUCAGAAAUCGCCAAACAGCAACGUUCGCUCAAUAAUCCAUGCUCUCCUGGAAUUCUUGACAAUACAUUUAUGACCUUUUGGAAUCCUCUGGCUCAAAUGGAGGAAGAAAAACGAGAACAUUCGUUGAAAAUGAAGAAAAUGGAAGCCGAAAUGGAACAAGUUUUCGAAUCUAAGGUUAAAGAAAAGGAACUAAAAAUGAAAGAAUCCGAAACUGAUUUGCAAAGAAGACACGAACAAAUGAAGAAACAACUGGACGCUCAAAUUCGCGAAUUAAAAGAAAAACGACAACAAUUGGAAGCUGAGAAGUUACAAUGGGAACAAGCCAAUGGUGUCAGUUUAGAAGAACUACGGCGUAAAAGUUUAGAAAGAGAUUCGUUAGAUGGCAAAGAGAAAAAGAUAAAGAAGAAAGGAUUAUUCUAAAGUGAUUCCAUGUCCUAACGUGUGUUCGUUGAAAUUUGUACGAUUAAUUUAUACAUACAUAUGUUUUUACUUGCUGAUUUAAAAAUAUUAUAGUGGUAAUUUAAUACGGCGGAAUUUUGCCUCUACAAGGAUUACGGAGAGCCUGAAUAUGCUUCGAAUAUUUUUUCUUUUUGGAAUUUAAAUAUACAGUCGAUAUGUGGACUCGAUAUAUUAUUUUGUAUGCGCUUAUUUUGUGUCGUAUAUGUUUUAGAUGUAUUUUCUAGCCUAUUUUAAGCAAUGUGAAAUUAAGAAAUUAAAUUAAUUUUCUCUUCUU